AUGGACCUAAAAACGUACAGAAAAUAUAAACGAAGGAUUGCUCAAGCUGUAGCUAAAGUUGAUAAUAAACCACCAAAAUUUGAAGUAGACACUUAUUAUAAAAAGCGUAAUAUGAUCAUUGAUAUGAAUCGAACACAGCAGCUAGACAGAGACAACAUGGAUUUAUUAAGACGGAUGAACAUAAUUGUGCGACUGGGUGGAAACGUUGAUUGUUGGUUACCAAAGAUUAAAUAUACAUCAAAUCUUCCAAAUCCGGAUAUAAUUAAUAAAUCACAUAUGAAAAAUAAUAAAAUAUUGCUACAAAAAAUUCGUAGUGUUGGUAGUUACUACCCUGCUGGAGAGUUAAUACAGAGUUGGAAGGAAGCAAAAAAGAAAACGCAGCAUAGACAAAGAAACACACCGUUUCAUCGAAUUGUUUCGGGCUACUGGUGUCAAGGUGGAGAUGUUACAAAAUUCAACGGAAGUGGAGGAAUCUCUAUAUACGGAGAAUCAUUUGAGAAUGAAAAUUAUAACUUACGACAUGCUGGUCUCGGCAUUUUAUCCAUGUGUAGCGAAAAUGAAAAUACAAGCAAUUCCAAAUUUAAUCUUACUUUCAGACAGUUGAAAACAGUAGAUGGGAAACACGUAGUAUUUGGAAAAGUUAUUGCAGGUCUCUCUAACAUUUACAAAAUCGAAGAAUUUGGUACGAAAACAGGAAAACCGUUUAAAAGAAUAAUUAUAUCGAAUUGUGGCCAAAUAUAUAGAUAG
This is a messenger RNA of Habropoda laboriosa, 747 nucleotides long. RefSeq names its product peptidyl-prolyl cis-trans isomerase E-like. Gene Ontology annotation, biological process: protein peptidyl-prolyl isomerization. The transcript has 4 exons. Gene Ontology annotation, molecular function: peptidyl-prolyl cis-trans isomerase activity. The record is from RefSeq and is a predicted model, not a curated record. Lineage: Eukaryota; Metazoa; Arthropoda; Insecta; Hymenoptera; Apidae. Bases 1 to 747 code for a protein of 248 amino acids.